Onthophagus taurus is the source of this 1850-nucleotide messenger RNA. The record is from RefSeq and is a predicted model, not a curated record. NCBI's taxonomy places the organism in Eukaryota, Metazoa, Arthropoda, Insecta, Coleoptera, Scarabaeidae.
UCGUGUUUUGACUUACCGACGAAACGACUACGACGUUUUCGAUUAAAAGAUUUACCGAUUGAACAGUUCAAAAUUUCAACUUAAAGCUCGCGAUCGACUCAAUUUCGCUUCAAAAGCUCGCUAUCGCGAUUUAAUCGCGAAAUUAAGAUUCGACAAUUUGAGGUUAUGCGAAGGAGGUGAUGACUUCAACCCGACGGAAUAAAUCGGAAACGAACAGUUUCGAAUUGGUGUUAAACGAAAACGAAUCAUUAAUCGGUGAGAAAGACGAUUUACAAGUCGAUUUGCAAAAUAUAAUUUGUGGUGGCAACACUGUUUUGUUGGACGGAAAUCAAUACUAUAUUCAUUCCAAUGAAGUUGAAGCGGUUAUUUUGAAUCCUGAUGAAGGAAAUAACGCGAUUCAAGAUGUUUAUAUCAAAGAUAACGAGGAAGAACCGAUUCAAUUCGUCCAAGAGGAGAUUGAAAGUAAUUCUAACCUCAUUUAUUCUGUUGGAGGUAAACGAUUAAAGCUAGAAAAUGGGAAGAUAUUUAAUUUGGAGGGAAUACAGCAAUUCACCGAUGAAUUGGGGAUUUUAAACCAAGUUAGUGGAAGGGAAAGUUCGGUUCAAUAUGCUGUAAUAAAAGAUGGGCAACUUCAUUUGCAACUUUCUGAAGAUGAUUCAGUUGAAAUUUUGAACGAAAAUGAUUUCAAAGCGCUAAAAAAGCCAAAAAGUUAUUUUAAUUUGAUCGAAUCGCCAUCAGUUAUCUUUAACACUGAAAAUCAAAUCAAUUUUAUUAAACCGGAUGAUAACAUCCAAGUGAUUUUCGAUGAUGAUUUAUUAAAAGGGGAUCAAAAUUUAAUCAACCAAGAAGAAAUCAUCCCAAAGGAAGAAUCAAAUAACUUUUUGAACCAAAAAUUCACAAUCGGGCGAAAACCCAAUGGAAAAUGUCUCGUUGGGCGAAUUUUAAACAUUCAAACCCCUCAAAAUCAACCGGAUCAUUUUAGAAUCGAUUUUAAUACGGGCGAUAUCGAAAAUGUUCUCAACGAAGCCGAAAUUAAUCAAAAUCAAAUUGAUUUUAUUUCAAAAACGUUAAACGGUCUCGCCGAAUUACCCACUUUACAAAAAAAAUUGUUAAACACGAAUUUACAGGUUAAAUUAAUCGAGAAAAUCGUCGAUAAUCAAAAGAAAACGAUCAAAAAGAACGAAUUUUACGGCGUUUUAAUCGAAUAUGUAAAUGAGAAUAACGAAAAGUUUUAUCGGUUUAAUUUAGGAACUAAUUUGGGGUUUGAUCAAAAAACUUCGCUAAUUAUUGCGUUAAAUAUAACGAAAUUGGGUGAUAAAGAAAAGGUGUCGACGAAAGUUACGUUUUUGGAUGAAAAGAUUGAGAAAUCUUCGCCGUUUGUGUGCGGGAUUUGCUCGAAAAGUUUUAAAAAUCAAAAUUUGUUGUUAAAGCAUGCCUCUAAUGACCAUUUGGAACAAUUUCCGUUUGAUUUAAACGGUAAAAUGAAGUCGGGGAAUGAAAAGAGCGAUUUGUUUUUUGUUUGUUUUCAAUGCACGAUGAAUUUUAAAUCGAUUUCUGAGUUGAAUGAGCAUAAAAAGAGGGUUCAUGGGUCCGGAAGUGAUAAAUUUUUUUAUUGCGAAACUUGCGGGAGGCAAUUUUCAAGACAUUCUAAUUUAAUUCGGCACGAAGUUAUUCAUAAUGGAGAGGGGAAUUUGUAUAAUUGUACGAUUUGUGGGUCGAGUUAUAAAUUUGUUAGUUCUUUAACCAGGCAUAUUGUACAAAAUCAUGUUGGUAAAAGUUAAGUGAGAUUUAUUAUUGUAUUUAUCAUUAAUUUUUUUAUGUAAGAUUAAUUUAUACAGAUUUAUGUAUUA